Coniophora puteana RWD-64-598 SS2 is the source of this 579-nucleotide messenger RNA. Its product is annotated as UBC-like protein. The transcript has 3 exons. The record is from RefSeq and is a predicted model, not a curated record. Lineage: Eukaryota; Fungi; Basidiomycota; Agaricomycetes; Boletales; Coniophoraceae. Bases 1 to 579 code for a protein of 192 amino acids.
AUGCUGAGCGUGAUCUCAAACUCACCUGCUGUCGAGCUGGGCAGGUCAGGUUGGAACCAAGCCCAAGCCGUACUCAGUGGCAGAUCCAGGACCUCAGUCGACUCUCCUACUACUACUCGUGCCCAUCAUGCAGACCCGGGACUAGCAAUCAACCCUGUCACGCAGGCAGCCGUAUCGCUCGAGUAUGCUUCGCUCAGACAUAGUCGACACUGUCCUCAAGGGAUGUACGUCACGCCCUCAGCUGAUAGCCCACUCGUAUGGGAGGUUGUCUUCUUUGUCCACCAAGGGUACUACUCCGAUGCGGUAAUCAGAUUCGAAGUCACGUUUCCUCCAAACUAUCCAGACGCCCCUCCUUCAGUACGAUUCGUAACGGAUGUCUUCCAUCCCCUUGUCACUCCUCAAACAGGCAAACUUAGCAUGAGCUCGCGCUUCCGCCCUUGGAGGCCAAAAGAGCACCACAUAUUUGACGUUUUGCACUGGAUCAAGGCUGCAUUUAAGAAAGAUGCACUCGACAGAUUCCAGGAGCAUGACUGCUUGAACAAAGAAGCAUUCAGAUUGUACGUACACCAUGUGUCUUGA